GCGUCACGUGGAGCACUUGUAGUAGCGUCAGUCGAAUGGUCGCGAUUGAUGCGAUGAAACGUCAAAUAAUUGGUAAAUAAAUAUAUAUAUUAAUUCCUCGAACAUGGCAUAUUAUUCGAGAGAUAUCAAUGAAUUAACAAUCAGGAGAUGAAGAAAUAAUAUGAAGCGAUUGUAAUCUUCUUCCUCUGGACAAGUCUCUGAUACUUGACAUGUGCGAGACGUAACCUGAAACGCUAAACGUCACAGUACGCUAGCUGUCAAAAUUACUGGUUCGAGGAAACGAACGAUAACACAUGAGCUGGUAAGAUGAACAAGAAGGUGGUAGUCGCGUUUUACCUCCUGCUAAACGUAAUCUUCUCGAUCGCGAUUGUACUGUUGAACAAAUGGCUCUACAUCCACACCGGCUUCCCAAACAUCACCCUGUCAAUGAUACACUUUGUCAUGACGUUCGUCGGCCUGAUAAUCUGCGAGAAGCUGGACGUCUUUUGCGUCAAGGACAUCGACAUCAAGGAGAUGCUGUUGAUCGCCAUGACCUUCUGCGGAUUCGUCGUCCUGACGAACCUAAGCUUGGCCCACAAUACAGUCGGGACCUACCAGGUGGCGAAGAUGCUGACGACACCCUGCGUCAUUGUGAUGCAAAUGAUAUUUUACAGGAAGCGUUUCAGCACGCUCGUUAAAUUGACGCUGAUACCGAUUACCCUGGGAGUGGUGAUCAAUUUUUACUACGAUAUACAAUUCAAUGUCAUCGGCACUGUUUACGCGACACUUGGAGUGCUUGUAACGUCCCUGUACCAAGUGAUGGUAAACAGAAAACAGAGGGAAUUUCAGAUGGAUCCGAUGCAGUUGUUAUUUUAUCAAGCUCCGUUAUCUACUGUUAUGCUCUUGAUCGUUAUUCCAAUUUUCGAGCCAGUUGGACAAACGUUCACCCACAAUUGGUCACUAAUGGAUGUAGUCAUGGUGAUCUUAUCAGGUGUGGUUGCAUUUUUUGUGAAUUUGACUUCCUACUGGAUCAUAGGAAAGACCUCGCCUUUAACAUAUAAUAUGGUUGGUCAUUCCAAAUUCUGCCUUCUUUUGUUGGGAGGCUCGCUACUUUUCCAUGAAACAUUGGCAAUAAAUCAAGUCAUUGGUAUAACUUUAACAUUAGUGGGAAUUAUACUAUAUGCUCACGUUAAAAUGAAAGACAGCCAGACUGUGAUGCCAGAAUUUAAAAUCAGAGAAACGAAACCUUUGCACAAGGUAUGACUCUGUUUCAGGGAAGAUAUUUGACGGCAGAGAGAAAACCUGGAAUUAAAAGAAAUUUAUCAUGGUACUUAAUGCAUAUAAAUUUUGUAAGAGUCUAAAGUCUAUUACAAUAAAGUUUAU
Molecule: messenger RNA, 1362 nt
Organism: Camponotus floridanus (Florida carpenter ant)
Lineage: Eukaryota; Metazoa; Arthropoda; Insecta; Hymenoptera; Formicidae
Product: solute carrier family 35 member E3
Exons: 5
Coding region: 307-1242 (311 amino acids)
Cellular component (GO): Golgi apparatus
Molecular function (GO): nucleotide-sugar transmembrane transporter activity; antiporter activity
Source: RefSeq, a predicted model, not a curated record